GAAAGAAAGUUAGGAAACAAGUUCAAGUCGACCAGUCAAUAAUUACAGGAACAUAGAGAAGGUACCUGCUCUUACAUGACAGCAGAAUGAAGUUUUAUUUACACUUUGAAUCAGUACCUGAGUUCACCAUGGUUGUGAAGUGGGAAGACGAUCAAGAGGGUAAAGUACAAGAUAUGAUACGGCUAUUCUGUGGUUCUUACAACAAGAGACAUGGUGAUGUCAGAUUACUGUUACAGGAAGAUGUAUUUCUUGCAACGAGAGACAGAAAAAAGUUAAAAUUUUCUGACUCCAUUCAUAUACUCAAAGACAAAUCAGAUGUAUUUGUUCACGUCAAUGAUGAAAAUGAAGAACAGCUUCUUGAGAAGAAGGCAACAGAGAAGACACCAAUUGUGAAACCGAAAGAGAAGCCAACAUCUGUUGCUGCUCCUUACGCCAAAUCAGCGGCACUAUUUGAAUAA
This is a messenger RNA of Saccoglossus kowalevskii, 458 nucleotides long. RefSeq lists its product as uncharacterized. Gene Ontology annotation, molecular function: protein binding. The record is from RefSeq and is a predicted model, not a curated record. NCBI's taxonomy places the organism in Eukaryota, Metazoa, Hemichordata, Enteropneusta, Harrimaniidae.